Thecamonas trahens ATCC 50062 is the source of this 757-nucleotide messenger RNA. RefSeq lists its product as uncharacterized. The transcript has a single exon. The record is from RefSeq and is a predicted model, not a curated record. Lineage: Eukaryota; Apusomonadida; Apusomonadidae. The coding region runs from base 219 to 740 and encodes 173 amino acids.
GUUCUGUCGCCGUACAAUGCCUUGGCGUAGCAGCCACACAACUCUCGCAGUUGCUCUUGGCUCACCUCGGUCUCAAUGAGGAAAGCGAAUAGCGAUGUCUCUUGCUCCGCAAAGUACUUGACCUCGCUUCCGAUUGCCUCCAAAGCGGCUGUGCCCGCGCCAGACGCCUGGUCUGAGUUAGGCCAACUUCAAAAACUCAAGGAACGUUCCUCGGCUGAAUGUGUGGGUCGAACGGAAGGAACGAUCUGAAUGGAACGAAUGGCGGCAACUUCGACUUCCCCGGCACCAUGCACAUAGCUCCUGUGUGCAUAUCGAGUGUAUCUGAUAGUGAAUCUGGGUUCUCUGAAGUCGAAGCAUGCUCGUGCGUAUCUUCGUACUCGUACUCGUCCUCGUCAUGCUCAUACUCGGGCACGCUUGACUCGAGCACAUCUGUUGCAUCGAGUGCUGAUGGGGACGUAGAUAUGAUGAUGCUCCUUGAAAUCAUGUUCACAACCAACCUUAUGGUCUACAAGCUCCUUAGUGGCCGUACUUCUGAUGCGCCCAAUCAUCGCAGAUGCCGCCGUGGUUUGCAUUGCCUACUUGGCUUGGUGAAUCUGACGACGAUGCGGACAGUGACAACGUCCUGCUCUCCGCAUACAGAACAAUCCGCAAUUGAAACAUGCUGGGAGCUGGUUGGGACUUUAGCCAAUGUGUACGGCACCGGACGAUGGCGGAGGAGAACUUGCCGAUCAGCUUGGUGAAUCUGACGACGAUGCGG